UUCAACGCAGGAAAAUACAUUUCUACGAGUAAAAUUGCUAAGAUCCUGCUCUUUUAAACGAGGUCCCAUAUAUAUCUUCAUGAAGAAAUAUAAUAAAAAAUGAAGGUGAAUAUGUAAAUGCUGAUAGGACAAAAAGAAAACACUUGCACUUACAUGCAAGAGUCUCGUGGGCAGCAUAUUACUGGAAAUUUUAAAAAAGGACAUGUCUGCAGAUAUUCCAAAGGAUAAAAAACUAUUAAGGCACUGGUCAAUGGAUUUAUCAAGUGAGCUAGAGCCAAAUUCACGUAACAUGAUUGACACCGACGCUCAAUCACAAAAAGACAACUGCAAUGCGUACACGGUACAAAUCCCGGUGGUCAAUCACUCUACAAGCAACAAUUUUGUGAACACAGAUAACAGUGGCAUUAACCAUGUGGAUAACAGUCGGAUUGUCCAACAUUCAUCAUCAAACAGUUUUAGCACAAACCCUCUUCUUUUCCCUCUUCUGUUAAAUACUAAUUUGAUCCAAGGACAGCUCCAGUCUGAUGUUGCAAGUGAACCCCUGGCACAAAAUCAGAGUGGUCCGCAAGCAGUUUUGUCCAGAGCCCUGCUACAGAACCCUGGGCAGCAGGAGCAGCUGAUCAGAUAUCAGGUAGAAAACCUCCAGAGACUGGUUCAGGAACAGAACAAGCUUAUUUCACUUAUAAAUCCAGGUCUUGUGUUGUCCCCAGCAUUGUCACCACAGUUACUGGGCCUGGCACCCGGCUUGUUUCCAGGGUUAGGCACCACUUCUUUAGCAGUAACCACCACACAUUCCAAGGAAAACACACCCAGCCUGGCAACUCCACCUUCUUUAGAAAACAACAGUCCCUUGGAAUCAACAGAACUUUCUCCACUGGAUCAAACCACAGAUGAGAACAUUCCAGAAAAGGAGGAGGCCCAGCCACGGAAUCUGUCACCUAUUAAAGAAGAAAGUGGAGAACAAGCUGACGAGCAGUGUCCUGUGAGCCCCUUUGGGAUGAGAAGAAGACAAUCUAUAAACCCAGAGGAGAGACCUAUUAGACCAGGAGUUGGGGUGAGGCAGAAAACGUUUGAAGAAUUUGUUGAAGAGCAGAUUAAAGUGGAUUCUGAAGAUAAAAAGCAGUUGCAGUAUGGGCAGUCGCAGUGUGAGCCCUCCCAAGAUGACUGGACCCUCAGCUCUGCCCUGGUAGGACAGGUGAGAGGACAAAACAGCCACCAUACCCAUCCAGUCCAUGCCUUAGUGUUGAAUAUACUUUAUGAUUUGGAAGAAGUCAAAGUGUUACCAAAGAAGUCAUUCCUGAAGCGGGGAGAGGGCAUAUCCCGGAUAGAGAAAAGCAAGGAAAAUCUUCUGAAAGAACAGAGGAGAGCCCCCCAAGCCCAGUUACCUAAACAAGUGGGUUUUACCAACCAGCACCGGCACUCUUUGCCCACCCUACAAGACACUGAGAAGUUUCAGGUGAGGAAGAGGCCUGUUUUGAUCAGGCAAAUCAGCAGCCCAAAUGUGAUGGUUUCAAGAGGGAAAAGGGUAAUCCCCACUCAUGAUUACAAAGCAGAGGCCAUGGACACUGAGUAUCAGCAUUCAAGUAAGGAAUUUGCACAGCACUUGAAGGAUAAAAAGACAACGCAAAACCAAGCAGGCAUAAAUAAUAAAGUAAUGGAUGAAAAACCUGCUAGUAGAGGAACCCUGAGGUCCAGAAGUUUUAGCCUGGAAGUCCCUGAAAGCUUGGUUUUCUGCUUGACUGAAAAAGAGAACAAACAGAAAAUGGACAAGCACAAAACCUCGAAAGAGUCACCAAAAGCACAGCUGUCUGUCACAAAAGAGGUUAGAUGCCAGGGUCUAGCAACAGAGAAACAGAGUUCUGAUCACAGUUAUGGUACUCAGCCUUACAGAAUUGGACCAAACAUUGGGUUCAAGAAAAUCAAUGACCGGAUUGUCAAGGUUGCUGAUGGAGCAGCUCAGUCAAGUGAAAGUGGGAGUGAGAAAAGUGUAAAGGACUUGCAGGAUGCCAGGCAGGUCUGUGAAACCAAGGUGAUGAAGUCUGAGCCCCCUUCCAGUAACAGUGACAGAACCAGCAGCGAGGAUGACCCCAAGUCUCAGUGCCAUGAGCUUCCAACCAAGGAGAUUCCACAGACGCUGGGUCACCUCGAUCGGAACUUGGACCUGUCUGAUGAUGACUAUGCCAGUGACGCACCUAGUGGAUUAGAAGAUGUAGUAUCCAGAAACUACACCCCCCGGAAUUUAACACUCCUAAUUGAGUCCUCCAGCACAAGCAGCAGUGAGGACAGCGACAAUGAACUGGUGAACUUUCAGUGGAAUAAGACCACAGCUUCAUCUCGAGCAUCUUCAUAUCAGCGCAGUAGGUCAGCAGGGAAGGAGAAGGCAGGAAAGAUUGGAGCAAUGCCAGAGGACAAGAGCGACACCAGUGCAAAGGCAUACCUGCAACCGCCGUCUACUUCUGAUCUGGUAGCGAACCUCUUCCCUGGUUUUAAAACAAAGGCAAAGGUACAAUCCCAAAGCAACGUUGCAGUGGAGUCCACGAGUACUGAGAGUAAUGCCUCUAAACAUGACACUGAAGUUUGGCACUCAGAGAUGGACUACCACCGUAGUAAUAAUUCUGUACUGGACAACAUGAAGGAGGAACAGGAGAGAGCAAUGCAACUUCUCAGACGUAAGAUGGAUCAUUUUGAGCUGGAGAAGUGUGAAGAACAACAUCCUCUGGAAGAAUGCAAGAAACAAGAGAUGAAAAAAAGGGAGAUCUUAAAAAAACUGUCAGCCACACCAACUCCAGAGAAAAAUGAUAACGAGGAAUUCCAAAUAUUAAAGCAGCAGAUUACCGCACUGCAGCAAGAGUUUAAAAAGAAGGAGACUCGCUGGUCCACUGCCCACGGCCGGCUGAGAGACCAGGUGGAGGCCCUGGCCAAGGAGAACCUGGAGCUGAGAGACGAGCUCAAGCUAUCGGAGAGACACCGGCGGGAAGCAAUGAAGAAAGUGGAGGUGACCUCUAUCCCCAGCAGGAAGUCAGAAACACAGGUUUCUGAAGCAAUACUGAUGGGCACAGUUCAUGUGAGAAGGGAAGAUAGGCCACCAGCUGGCCAUAAGAGUCGCAGCUCCACUCCUGUUGGGAGGAAGACACCAUUUGAGAGACAGGCUGCUGUAGAGCCUCAGGCAAAGGUUGAAGAAAAGAGUGAAAUUGUGAAAAUAGCAGUCAGGGAUUCAAGGGAUAAGAAUGUUUCUCAAUCGCAAAGUGCUCCACCACCCGGACGGAGGACUCCCCAACCCAGGCCUUUGGACACAGAAGCAGCAGUCCAUCGGUUUGUAACGAGUCUUCUAAGAUCAAAGGACAGAAUGUCACCUGUGCCAAACCUAAAUGUUGGAAGGCAGAACAAUGCACACAAUUCUGCUAAAGGAAGGCUUUCUUCGCAUUCGGGAAGUUCAGAGGACGCUCCAGACACACGUGCAAGAAAUCAAGAAAAGCACAACUCUAAAUCCCAGAGCAGCAACGAUGAAGCAGGGACAGUGUCAAGAUCUCGAGAGAGGCCAGCAUGUGUAAUGGAACGCAGAAGCCGCAGUGCAACUCCGAGUGGCAGAAAGACACCAUCAUCUGGAAAAGUGACUCUUGAGGCUGAGUAUAAGGAAGUAAGACCAAAACCAGUGUUGUCAGGAAGAGCAUCACCUUAUGUGAGCAGCAAGGGCAAUGACAGUGAAAUCCGAGAAGAAACACACUAUCCAGAUGGAAAGACUGAGCAGGUGCUUGCCAGUGGCCAUCGAAUUAUCACCUUCCGGAAUGGAACAAAGAAGGAAAUCGACGCAGAUGGCAAAUCAGUUACAGUCACUUUCUUCAAUGGGGAUGUGAAAAAAAUGAUGUCUGAUGAGAGGGUGAUUUAUUACUAUGCUGAUGCCCAGACAACUCAUACAAUGUAUCCCAAUGGCCUAGAGGUAUUGCAAUUUCCAAAUAACCAGAUUGAAAAGCAUCACCCGAAUGGUACAAAGGAAAUAAUAUUCCCGGAUCAGACAGUUAAACACCUUUAUACUGAUGGCCGUGAAGAAAGUGUCUUUCCUGACGGUACUGUGGUGAAGCUUGAGAAGAAUGGAGAAAAGAUUGUUAUAUUUAACAAUGGGCAGCGAGAGAUCCAUACUUCACAGUACAAGCGCAGAGAGUAUCCCGAUGGAACUAUCAAGACAGUUUAUUCUAAUGGUCGACAAGAAACAAAGUAUUCUUCUGGAAGGUUUCGGAUAAAAGACAAAGAAGGCAAUAUUAUCCUUGAUAAAAAAUGAUGUGAACAAGCACAUAAUGCUGAAAAAAAAUGAAGUAGCUCCUCAGCUUUUAAUUUUGCAACAUCAAGUAAUUAUAUCAUAUAAGACCACCUGCAUGUAAAUCAUACGUUUUAACCUAAACCGUUUAAAAAAAAAAAAAGAUUCAUUGUUAUUCAUGUAUGUUAAUAAUUCUUCAC
Molecule: messenger RNA, 4452 nt
Organism: Polyodon spathula (Mississippi paddlefish)
Lineage: Eukaryota; Metazoa; Chordata; Actinopteri; Acipenseriformes; Polyodontidae
Product: centromere protein J
Exons: 21
Coding region: 203-4276 (1357 amino acids)
Biological process (GO): cilium assembly; centriole elongation
Cellular component (GO): nucleus; centrosome; centriole
Molecular function (GO): tubulin binding
Source: RefSeq, a predicted model, not a curated record